CAAAAAGGUGGGUUGGUUGUUUGUGGUCGUGGCUGCCGGGUGUGCACGGGGACCAGUUCGGAAUUCAAUACCCCAUCGUCAUCGACCGUGAAUUAAUCAGGCGCCGCGGCAGCGUCCGCCGAGGAAUUCGGGCCAGCAGCAGCAGCAGCCCGGUCAAACAAGCAGAAGCAGAAGCAGCCAUUGCAGCGUGAGUGAGAGACGGCCGACGAGAGCGUACUACGUACAAACGCACACGUUCAGACCACAUUCAGCGCAGUGGUAGGAGUCGCGCAGUGUCUCGAUACCUGGCGACCACGGCCACUCUGCUCUGUCGAGUGAGUGGAGCGCGUACAUCGUGGUUAACCCCGUUUGGUUGGCUGUGGUCGCGUCGCUAGUAGUACCCUUAAGUGGUUGGCGCAAGGUUCUUCGGUUCGGUUGUGUGUUGGUGGCAUCUCCGCCGCUACUAGCCGGUAUCGAUCACAGAACACAGAUCAUUCGCAAAAGUCGGCAUCCCACGGUAGGAGCUGCAACCCUUUGAGGUGCCAUCAGCAGCGACAAUUUCUGCGGCCACAUUGAGGUGUGGUCAGUGUGGUUCUCGCUCGCUCUCUUUCUCUCUCCCGUAUGCGUGACGGGCUCUCCAGGUGUGUGCGUUGUGCGUGUUACGUAAGAGUGUUGAUCCAGUUCCCGACUUCCAAAACAAACCCAGCGUCCGUGGAGCCACCCUUGCUUGCAUGGCCUUGUGCCCAGGGGUUGCUUUUCACUCGCGCGUGGUCGUCGUCGUCGUCGUCACUGGAACACGUCACAUGUCGUCGCAGUGUCGAUUGCACACCGUCCAACAGCCCAACACCGGUAAUUAGGUCUGGCACGAUUUGUGAGGCUCACCUAUUAACGCCCCGGAGCCUUCUCCUGGACGCACCCGUAUUUCGGUAGCGUACAAAGUGACCGACGCGAGACUCGAGGCCGCUUACUCAGUAGUAACGGUGCUGCAGGGUACGCGUGACAUGACUAACGUACCCCGAGCGUCCGCUGUGUGGUGACUCAGUGUCCGCUGAUGGUGGUGGUUGUGAUUGAAUCGCACGCUUCGCUGACUUUCUUUGCCUGAUUCAACUGGCCUGCUGCUGCUGCUGCUGCUACCGGUUGACCGGUGUUGUUGUGAUUCUCCGGUUGGAUACGCAGGUUGCCGGCCGGAGGAACUCGCACUCGAUUCGAUCCGAUUGACAGCGUGUUGCGCCAUGUGGCCGUACUAUCGGCAAGUGUUGCCUCUGGCGCUGGUGCUAGUGCUGUCACUUGUAGUGUCCCGGUAUGAUGCCACCAUCAGCAACGCAAGUAACAACGGUGCAGCAGUGCGUGAGAACUCGUUGUCGACACUUCAGGAGGAGCCCUCGGGCAACAUUACACUGCCGUCUACCGGUGGUAGUGACACUACCCCGUCGAUUAGGAAUGUAAAUGAAAGUGAUAUUACGAUAAGGACUACAACAGUCACCCCUAGUGCACCUGUGAUUGUAGCAGAAACGGUAGCAAACGAAUCACCGUCGUCAACAAUGGUGGAAGAAUUGAUAACAGUCCCAUCGACCACGCUGUUGCCUUCUUCCACACCUUCAAAACCGACAACAACGACGACGACGACGAGUACGACCACUACUACCGACGCACCGCAUUCUGAAGAGCGGGAAUUUCCAUCAAAUUGCUCGGAAUUCAAUGCCUCGCCCAUUAAACUGAUGUACACCGAAAAGGCACGCAUGGUCAAAUGUUGCCCACCCGGGCAGAUGAUUCAACCGCAGAGCAACUUCCGCUUCGAGUGCGUCACCGGUACGCAGGAUCUAAAGAUUGAAACGAUCGAGGCGCACUUCUACGGCAACAACGAGUGCAUCGAGGUGAGCGAAAAGAAGAUCACACUUCCGGUCGUAUCGGAGGACCGGUGUGGUAGCGGUGGCCGGAAUGCGCUGAUGUACAGUGCCGAUCAGGGCGAUGAGUUGUACGUGCUGCAGAAUGGUUCACUGUUGGUGCUGGAGCUCGGUUCGUUGGUGUCGGUGUUCGAGAGCUACUGCGUCGAGAUGACCACGGACGAUCAGCUGGUGGCGAAGGUGUGCGAUGAGGAGCCGGAAUCGAGCCGUACUGCCUACGUGUCGGUGCUCAUCUGGAUCGGUAUUUCGAUGGCAGCGUUCGUCCUGAUCGCUACCUCGCUCAGCUACACGUUCGUACCGAAGCUGAAUGACACGUUUGGGUGUCUUAUCGCGUGCCAUGCCGGUUGUUUGGCCAUCGGUACGGUCAGCAUUGGGUUGGCCCGAUGUGAUGAUCACUGCAUAGCUCGAGAUUCGCUGGGAAUUGCUGAACUGUUCGCUAACGCAUUUCUCGGUACCGCGGUGUUCGCUUUCUUUCUGAUGAAUGUACUCAACACGGUGUACGUUGCGUACUACAUCCCGAAUGGGCUCGAGUAUGAUAGCAAAAACAAACGGGAUAUGUACGUGUUCCUGGCCGUACUGUACACCAUCAGCUUGGUGCCGUUGGUUCUGCUGCCGAAAGGUGGUCUCGUAUCGAUCGUGUUCAUCUACUACGGCGGUAUUGCCGUGGCGCAAGCCCUCUCGGCCUACUACACACGCCGGCUGACCUCGGGCAUCUAUCUGCAUAUCAACGAUACGGUCAGUGGUCAAACGAAAAUUAAUCACGUCCGAUUGAAUGACAUAAGCAAACAGACUCGUCUGUGCCGUAUGUACGCGAGCUUCACGCUCGUCUGCUGGAUCGCCUUCACCGUGCUGAUGCUGACGACCAAUAUGACCGAGUUCCCCCGGAUCAUCACCGUCUACAGCAUCGUGGUGCAGGGUCUGUUCACCGGCGUCGUAUUCGUCGCCGGCAGCCAGAAGUGGACGAUCAUACGCGAGUGCUGGAGCAACUCCGGGUCGGCCGAUUUGCGCGUACUGGAGAAUGGGUUCGAGAUGCGAACGCUGGAGAGUAAUCGUCGCGCUACGCGAAAUGCCGCCAAUGACGACGAUGGUACAGUAUCAUAGACCAGAGAUCGUCACACCGCGUCCACACCGCCAUAUGCUUUCAUGUGUCUGUGAUGUGCCCGUGUCCCGGGCCGGGUGCCGACAACUUUGCGGAAAAAAGCCUCCCGCACUCUCUCUCUCGCGAGAGUGUGACUCAUAUGACGUACACAUUCCAUAGCAAUGUCGUAGCAAGUUACCGGAAGAUGUUCGCACAACAAACAAAACCUGCCGAGUACUGUGUUGUCCUGUGUGUAUCGUGUGCCAAAUGUAUGUAACGGGUUUAGAGAGCAGCCACAGUUGUACGGUGCCUUCUUGUACACCAAACCAGCCUGCCAGCCAGCCAGCCAGCCAGUAGCUAGUGUGUAAAUGUGAAUUCGAAUUCAAAUAGUCAGACAAAUAGUCGAUUAAGUUAUUAAGACGCUGGGCGGCAGUCGGUUGGAGAUUUAAAAAUAAAAAAGUACGAGAAACGAAGAUGUAAAUGAAAUCGUGAUAUGGAUAAAACUAUAUUGUUGCCUUUAUUGUAAUGGACAGUAAAAUCCACAAUCAAUCGGUCG
Anopheles aquasalis is the source of this 3517-nucleotide messenger RNA. RefSeq lists its product as uncharacterized. NCBI's taxonomy places the organism in Eukaryota, Metazoa, Arthropoda, Insecta, Diptera, Culicidae. The record is from RefSeq and is a predicted model, not a curated record.